AUGUAUGAAGUUUCAAGUGUCACGGGGAAUAAAGUAACAGCCGCGACGGCCAUUCGUGCCACGCAUCCUUUCAACGUUUCGGAACCUCGGAAUCCGAAUGGUCGGGGUGGAAAAGUGACGGAUAUGCCUUUGGCAACAACGGUCAAAAAUCAAAUGUUGAAACUUUUGCGUCGGAGCAAGAGUACAAGGUCGUCGAGUCGAAACCGCGAAAAAAGCAGCAUUGUUAUUUCGAAUAAACGAUAUUCAUUUGUGGCAAGUUCUCCGAUAUCCGCUCCGAACGGUCACGCCGCGACCGUGGUCGACCCUUACCCGAUGGCUAUGGGCGUGGUGGGAGCAAACGGUACGGGUAGAAGCAAUUCUUCUUCCACGGAGAAAAAAACCACCGUGAAUCCGAGAACGCGAGAAUCGCUCCAAGAAAAAUCUCACACUUCUACCUCUUCUUCUUCUGCUUCUCAGUCGCAAAGAAAAGUUAGAGUUUCGUCACAGAGUUACGCGUUAUUUAAUUAUAUGAGACGGGGGAGGGGUAGGGGUAGGGGAGGGGAAGUAUUCAAGUAUUGCGAAAAUUAUUUUUUUUCUUAUAAUUGCAUAACGGAAAUUUUAAGAUAUUGUUUUAAUGAAUGA
Messenger RNA from Pediculus humanus corporis (human body louse), 621 nucleotides. RefSeq lists its product as uncharacterized. Bases 1 to 621 code for a protein of 206 amino acids. The transcript has 2 exons. The record is from RefSeq and is a predicted model, not a curated record. NCBI's taxonomy places the organism in Eukaryota, Metazoa, Arthropoda, Insecta, Psocodea, Pediculidae.